CUGUCGCACCCCGCCGCGCCGCAGACGCCCGCACCAUGGUGCCCGCCGCCCUCUGGGCCGCGCUGGCUGUCGGACUGCAGCUCUGGACCGCGGUGCUUGCCCAAGUGGGUGAUUCACGCGGUUCCAUGGGAGGGCUUGCCUCUCACGCUCAUCCCGCUGGUGCGCCGCCUCCAGGUGCCCCGGCCGCACUCUCCCGGGGCGCCGUGACAGAGGCUGCACAUCCCACCUAUGCCCCGGAGUCUGGGAAUGGGACACAGUGCCAGCCGAGACAGUACUAUGACAAGAGAGCCCAGAUGUACUGCAGCAUGUGUCCACCUGGUCACUUCGUGCAAAGCUUCUGCACCAAGACCUCAGACACCGUGUGUGCCCCCUGCGAGGACAGCACAUACACCCAGCUCUGCAACUGGGUCUCCAAAUGCUUGAGCUGUAGCUCCCGAUGCAGCUCCGACCAGGAGGAAGUUCAAUCCUGCACUCGGGAACAGAACCGCAUCUGUACCUGCAGGUCAGGCUGGUACUGCAUGCUGAGGAGGCAGGAGGGGUGCCAGUUGUGUGUGCCACUGCGCAAGUGCCUACCCAGCUUUGGAGUGGCCAAACAAGGAACUGCAACAUCGAACGUGGUGUGCACUCCCUGUGCCCCGGGGACAUUCUCUAACACGACUUCGUCCAAAGACCCGUGCAGGCCUCAUCGGAACUGUAGCUCCGUGGCCAUCCCUGGCAACGCAAGCAUGGACACAGUCUGUGGGUCUCUGGCCCCUGCCCUGACAGUGGCCUUGGGGCCAGCCCCCAACAACAUUGCUCUUCCAAUCGGACUGAUUGUGGGCGUGACAGCCUUGGGGCUGGUCAUCAUAGUGCUGGUGAGCUGCGUCAUCAUGACCCGGAGGAAAAAGAAACCCUCCUGCCUGCGCGGAGAAGCCAAGGUGCCUCACCUGCCGGCUGAUAAGGCCCGGAAUGUGCUGGGCCCUGAGCAGCAGCACCUGCUGACCACGGCACCCAGCUCCAGCAGCAGCUCCCUAGAGAGCUCGGCCAGCGCUGCGUUCAGGAGGGUGCCUGCCAAGAACCAGCCAGAGGCGCCAGGCACGGAGAAGGCCAGUGGUGCUGGGGGGGCCCCGGCCAGCUGCGCCAGCUCAGCAGAGCCUUCCCCUGGCAGCUGUGGGACCCAGGUCAACGUCACCUGCAUUGUGAACGUCUGCAGCAGCUCCGACCACGGCUCCCAGUGCCCCUCCCAGGCCAGCUCCAUGACAGGGGACAUGGACGCCAGCCCCUCAGGCUCCCCGAAGGACGAGCAGGUCCCCUUCUCCAAGGAGGAGUGCCCCUUUCAGUCCCAGCCAGGGUCACCAGAGACACUGCAGCAGAACUCCGAGGAGAAGCCGCUGCCUCUGGGUGUGCAGGAUGCCGGGAUGAAGCUCUGUUAGCCAGCUGGCAGGGGCCGUGUCACAGCCACAGGUGCUGACCCGUGGCAGGGCAACCCUGCGAAGCGGCUCCUGGUCCCUCCAGGCCUCAACUCCCAGGACUUAGUGGCUCUCUCUGAGCCACUUCCUUCAGUGGUCUCCACAGCUUCCACCUCCCUUUCUCUUGCAGGCAGGGGGAUGAGGCAGGGAGGGGUGUGGAGACCCUCUUCUGCCUUGGCGUGGGUCCUUCUAAGAAAGCUGGCUGGACAAUGGCAGAGCUGGCCCUGGAUUUGCUAGACAGCCCAGGCUGAAUCCCUGCCUCUCUCUGAACUGCCCCCAGCUGGACUCCAGAGCCUGGCCUCUAGAGCCCUUGGUGUUUUUUUACCUGACUCCGGCUUCCCAGGAGGCCUGCAGGGGAAGAGGGACUCAGGACAGCCAUCCAGCAAGCAAAGACAGAGCUUCAGCCUGCAUGUUGAGACUGCGGGACAGUCCCAGUGAGCAGACAGGCUGGGGGUGGCCAUCUAGCAGAUGGUUCUGUGUGGGUAGGGGGCGGCAGCCCCUGCAGAGGAUACAAGUCCCCCACCUUACUCAGGACCCCUGAAAAGUACCUCCUCUAAGUCCACUUCUGCCACAGUGUGAAAAUCAGGUGCCCAGAGGCCCCAGGAAGGCAACCUUAAUGAGGUUGAUGGCAAACCCUUAACCGGAAAUCUUCCUAUUUUAACGUGGCAAUUUUUUAAAAUAUUAAGCAACAUGCAAGCAAACAGAACAACAAAACAAAGCAAAACUCUUGAGGAUGCAUACAGCCCCUCACCCACAGUUGCAUCCUCUGCCUUUGACCUUCACUCCAGUUACUGAUGGCUCCAGCCCUCUCCUCUCUCCACACCGUGUCCCUCCCCUUCUCCCUCCCUGUCUGGUGCAAAGCUGCACCUUCUCAUAUCAGGGAAUUUCUGGAACUGCAGAUGUCUGAGGCCCCCUGCAGGCAUCUUUUCCUCCUACCUCAGCCUGGACCUUUCUCCUUCCCUACUGAGGGGUUCUCCUCUGUCCCCCUGGCCCCUCCCCCCUGUUUCUGGGGUCCCAGACCCCAGGGGAGCUGCAGAGCCAUUUUGGUACUGUGCCUACUGUGAUUCUGAGUGGAUGUGAGAUGCUGAGAGCCAACUUGUGUCUAUGUGUCUGUAUCUGUGUUGUGUGUCUGUGUAGCUCAUGUCGUUGGGUUGGAUAGCCCGCUUUGAAGCAGCUAAAAGCCAGUAAUUUUGCCAAGGGACUUUGUCCCCAUUAGGGAGUCAACCAUUUCCCCCCAGACUCAUGCCCAAAGGCCUUAGAGGGUGGACAGUGUGGACUAGACCAGAUUCUAGAAGGAAGGGGUAUGAGGACUCUUGAGAGGCUGGCUCCAUCCCAAGUACUUGACUCCCUCAGUGAUAAAUUCCACCGGACUUGAACUUGGCCCCUGAACUGUCCAUUAUCACAGAGACAAGCAGGACUUCCCAUCCUGGAAUCAAGAUGGCAGACUGCCUGGACUGGCCCUGGUCUCUGCCCGAGUUGGAUACUGCAUGGUUGUGGAACACGUCUGCCCCCUGGUGGACAGUUCUGGGAGGCCCUCAGGCCUCACUUCCUUGCCCAGGGAAUGGAUGAAUUGGAAGACUUUGGGUGUGGCUUCAAUUACCCUGGCUUUUGUCGUUCCCAAGACAAUGAGAGUUGCACUGUAUGCUGAAUAGCAUUCCUGCUUAUAAAUAAACCUUUAGUUUGUUUUACACGUUGAGCCUUGGCUCCCUGGCUGGGUCUGGGCUGGGGUUUGUGGUCCUGCUAGCCUGUCGCCAAGUAGGUGUGUAGGGAGAGAGGGGAUUGUGGGUACUGGAGUCUGAUGGCCCAUGUUGUGGCUGGACAAUGAGAGGCACCCCCAUGACAGCCGCCUUUGCUGAGAGCGCAGCUGUUCCUUCAGGCCUGUGGACAAUAAGAUGGCAGCUUUGUGCCAGAAUCAUCCAGCUGGCCUUGGAGUAUGCUCUUGCCAUCUGUGUCUCCUCAGCCUCAUCUGUGAUGGAGGUGGAGGUGCUCACGCAGACCAUCUCACUUGAAUGUGAGGCUCUACCUACCUGUGAGGCCCAUUGAUGGGUGCUUAGCUCAGCACAAGGGCUCUGGGAGCAAGGGGUAGGGGAUCCCGAGGGUCAGGGAAGAGGGCCAGGGUCAGGGUCUCGAGGUAACCUCUGACCUGUUCCACUUGGGUCAGGCUGCAUUCCUUCUGGAGGAUUCAGGGAGGAAUCUGAAGUAAGAGUGCAAUAAAUACUUGUUCAUUCAGACAUUGGAAGGUGUCAGGAUAUAUUAUGGUAUUUCCCCAGCUUCUAGAGACUGCCUGUAUUCAUUGUCUCACGGCCCCUUCCUCCAUCCUGAAAACCAACCUUGUAGCAUCUUCUGUAGUCAUAUCUCCCUCUGCCUCCCUCUUAUAAAGACCCUUGUGAUUACAUUGGGCCCACCCGGAUAACCCACUGUUGUUGAGUUGAUUCCAACUCAUGGUGUCCCCAUGUGUAAUCCAGGGUAAUCUCCCCAUGUCAAGAUUCUUAAUUUAAUCACAUCUGCAAUCAUAUCUGUAGUGCUGUUAUAACAAAUACCAUGAGUGGGUGGCUUUAACAAACAAAUUUACUUGCUCACAGUUUAGGAGGCC
This is a messenger RNA of Trichechus manatus latirostris (Florida manatee), 4041 nucleotides long. It is a transcript of the gene TNFRSF1B, whose product is annotated as TNF receptor superfamily member 1B. The record is from RefSeq and is a predicted model, not a curated record. Gene Ontology annotation, molecular function: tumor necrosis factor binding; tumor necrosis factor receptor activity. Bases 36 to 1412 code for a protein of 458 amino acids. NCBI's taxonomy places the organism in Eukaryota, Metazoa, Chordata, Mammalia, Sirenia, Trichechidae. The transcript is spliced from 10 exons. Gene Ontology annotation, biological process: negative regulation of neuroinflammatory response; regulation of T cell cytokine production; intrinsic apoptotic signaling pathway in response to DNA damage.